Molecule: messenger RNA, 1888 nt
Organism: Ictalurus furcatus (blue catfish)
Lineage: Eukaryota; Metazoa; Chordata; Actinopteri; Siluriformes; Ictaluridae
Gene: sla1a
Product: Src like adaptor 1a
Exons: 8
Coding region: 188-1012 (274 amino acids)
Source: RefSeq, a predicted model, not a curated record
UUAGACUCAAGCCCUCAACAGCAAAGUGUCAUUGCAUUGUUGCAGUGCAGAUGUAUUAGGACACAGUAGUUAGCCUUCCUCUAUUAUUCACUAGUAAUGACUCCAGUGUAGCUCUGUCUCCUUUAAAGGGAAUGGAUAUAUAUCACUUUAAGAACUGAAAUAAAGUUUUUUUUCCUGGACUGCUAUCAUGGGGAAUAUAAUAAAAGGCCAAGUAGCUGAGAAUCACACUGCGGCCAACCACAUUGAGGCCUCAUUAAAAGCCACAGAUGAUGAGAUUUUGGUAGUAAUUUCUGACUACCCGUGCCGAGACAUAAGUGAGCCGAUGUUUAGGAUGGGAGAGAAACUGAAGCUUCUGGCUCAGGAAGCCUGCUGGUGGAAAGUCCGCUCUUUGCAAAAUGGAACUGAGAACUACAUCCCUAAUAAUCAUGUGGCAAAGGUCUAUCACGGAUGGCUAUUUGAAGGAGUGGGGAGGCAAAAAGCAGAGGAGCUGCUACUUUUACCCGGCAACACGGUCGGCUCUUUUCUCAUCAGAGAAAGUCCAAGCCAACGAGGUGUGUAUUCUCUGUCUGUGAGACACAGAGCCAUUAAGCAUUACAAAAUCUUCCGUCUGGACAACAGCUGGUACUACAUCUCUCCUCGUCUCACCUUCCAGUGCCUAGAGGACAUGGUCAAUCACUACUCGGACUCUUCAGAUGGCAUCUGCUGCAUUCUCUCAGCCCCAUGUCUGGCUCUUAACAGCACUGCCCCAAGUUCAAUCUCACAAGCGCCCCCUGUGGUGAUGCGCCGUAACUUCAACUGGCGAAAAGUGAACAGUUCUCAGUUGCUGGAAAGUGAUGAUCAGAGCAAUGUGGACAGUAGGGGCAACUUGGUGAGCUAUGGAGUGAGAAGCAGCAUCGCUGCCUAUCUGUCCAUUGCUGAGGAACAAGAAAGAAAAAGCAGACGGAACAAGAAGGGCUGGACAGUCUAUGGGAUGCCUGACAGCACUAAUAUGAUGAGAGAAAACACAGAUUAGGACAUGAGCAGAUAUUUUUUUUCUAUUUACCAGUGCAUGGAAAUACAGCUAAAGGAACUGGUGGAUUUUUAUUCAGACAAUAUGAGCAAUAGACAUUCUGUGACUCUGAGCCUUUCAGAUGAUCAUUGACCUUUUGUACUGAGUUGAAACAAAGGUGAUAAUUGAAUGUCAUGGACUUUAUUUCAGUGGCACUUUAUUUGAGAUGGGAGGCACAGAAACAGUUUACAAAUACAAAUUUUGUCCUAAAUCCCUAAAUGCUUUGAAUGAAUGGACAAACCUUUUGAAGAAGAGGGGUUUUUUCCCCCCCUGUUUACCCAGUGAUUAAGGUUUUUGUGCUGAAUUGCAGUGGAGGAACAUACUGAGCCUCUAUCCAGAAAAAAACCAGCAUAAACAGUGUGCUAAGCACUUCUUAGCUUGCCUUGGCUUAUUGCCUGAUGUUGUAAAACCUAAUGGGGUGUUGAUUAAACACAUUUAUUUGUGUGUUAUACCUGAGAAAUAACUUCUGAUUACUUCAGUUUUAUUCUCUUCCAAUAUUUCUAAUAUGUUUCCAAUAUUUCUAAUAAUUUCUGUUUUACCUUUAUUUUUUUUUACAAGGUCUAAAGGAGCUGCUGGAGAUUGUAUGUAAUAUUUGUAUAUAAAGUUAAAUAGUUUAAUACAACAUGUUUUUAAUGACGUUUCUCUACACAUCUAAAAGUUAUUUACGAGUUCUUUGCAAGGUCAGGAUUCGUAGUUUCUUAAAGGGUUUCUACAUGGAACCUUCCUGAAAAGUAAAUGCUCUGUUGUAGUGAUCUAUAGUACUGUGUAAAGGUUUUAGGCACACGAAAAGAACUUUUAAGGAAAUCGACCAGUACAUUGUUUUUGGAGAACCUUCCUCCA